GCUCUGUUCAAGCGCAGCUCAUUGCGCUCCAGACGCUCAACGCACCCGAGUGCGCAACACCGCUGGUGUUUAGGAUAGUAGACAAAACACAGUAUAGUGUUUAUUGCAAUGCCACACUUGGAACGAUAGAAAUCUACAUCUAUAUUCAAACAUUUGCAUACUUCAAAGCCUGUAUAAACCAACCGUGGCGCUCAAGUAUCCUUAAACAUGAGCAUCAUCUCGGAUGGCGGUGAUGUUCUUGAUGGAGAUAUGCGUGCUGACACUUCAUGACAAAAGAUACCCAACUCUGUUUUUCAGCGUCCGAUUAGCCGCGGCAAAGAAGAGGAGAGAAGAGCGCAGGAUGAAAAGCACUGGCUUACUACUGGGUUACUUUUUGAUGAAAGUUCUUGUGUGCGACGCGGAGGGAGAACCUGGGAAAAACCUGGAUGGUUUGGUCACGGCGUCCGGGUCCAACGACUCCAGAGACGGGGAAAACGGGCUCUCUGAGACCCCUCACACGGAGGACAGGUGUCGGGGCUAUUAUGAUGUGAUGGGUCAGUGGGAUCCUCCGUUCGUGUGCCGGACGGGCAGCUACCUGUACUGUUGCGGGACCUGUGGCUUCAGGUUCUGCUGCGAGUUUAAGAACUCCAGAUUGGAUCAGACCACCUGCAAAAACUACGACACUCCGCCGUGGUCCAUGACGGGCAGACCACCGCCGAAGAUGAUGGACCAACACGAUCCGACUAAGGAUAAAACGAAUUUGAUUGUGUAUAUCAUAUGCGGAGUAGUUGCUAUCAUGGCGUUGGUUGGGAUAUUCACCAAACUUGGUUUGGAGAAGGCGCAUCGACCUCACAGAGAGAACAUGUCCAGAGCGCUGGCCCAGGUGAUGCGCCAGACAGCUCCGGGAGAGCAUGUGGAGAGAGAGGAGAGCUUGGCGGUGCAUGGACAGCACUACGAGAACAUGCAGGCCAGAGCAACAGGAAACAACCUGCAGAGUGCCCAAAUAAACAGUGUGGGACCUGGGUCGUCUAUGAUGCAAGCUAUGACACAAUACCCUGCCCUUGCACAGGUACCUGUAGCCCACCCCUAUGAGCCAUCUCAACCUGGAAAGGAGCUCAACAAGUACGCGUCGCUCAAGGCUGUGGGUAAGACGGCAACGCUAAAAUGUGCAUCUGAAAAAGCGAACGAAAACUUCUACACUAACAGACGGCACCUAGCCGACCUGGCGGCGAAAGGCACUCUUCCCAUGCACUCGGUGAGUCUGGAGCAGGAGCCCACCAACCCGUACAGCCCCGAGCUGCCCUGCCAAAAGCAGAACGGCCACAAGUCCAAAAGCACCAAGGUCCACAGCUCCCACCCACUAGCUUUUGGCUCAAACACCAUCGCAAACCCCGGCAUGCUGAAGGGCUGGGAGGCAACAGAAACUCUGGGCCGCCGGCACACGUACGCCCCCAAGAAGCACAGUGCCACUGUGGAGCAAGUGAAUGAGCUGACGUCCGCCCACAGCCAGCACUACCUGCCGCCACAUCCGUACUUUGUCACCAACAGCAAGACUGAGGUGACCGUGUGAACGGGGCCGCAACAACGGGUUUAUCGAGCCCAGGCCUGAGUGGAUGCGUGGAUCGGAGAACGAGGAAAAUAAGGGAAGCCUGAUGGAGGAAGAAGUGUGGAUUAGGACCGCGUCCUGCUGGAAGGAUUGACCGAGCGGUCUGGCUCGAGAUCUGCAUGGCUGUAUGUGUGCUGUUUGUCUUUGAGCGGCCGUGCAUUGGCCUCAUUUGAAUGGGAAAACGUAAGCUUGUUCAAAGGAACUCCAUUCCAUCACAAAUGAACAAUCUGACCUGUAGUGAUGAGUUUUGUCACAAGGCUAUCCGUCAAAGUGAUGCAAUCAAACGUACUAGAUGGAACCACCGUCAUGUUUGAACAACCUGAACGUUUGUGAGAAAGUCGCUCAAGGUACACUACCAUGUUUUUCUUGUACAUAACAGAAUGUUACCAAGGACGUAAAACGUCAAAAGCUUCCUCGGAUAAUCAGUCUGGAAGAUAAAACAUGAUGUGAGGACAAUCGUGUCUCAAGUUCUUCUCAUCUCAACACUCGAGACUUUCCAGAGCGUGUGCACCAAAACCUCCUGUAGCAAUGUAACACGCUCUAUCCUGAUAAACACUGGGCUUGUGCCUUUCCAACAGAAGAACUCAUUAUCUAAGAGAUCUUGUGCUUUUCAGCGAGCACAUGGUGUUUCUUCAAUAACAAAGAUGCAUAAAAUAUAAACAAAUCUAUUGUUUACGGCUGUCAUACUUCAGUAGAAAAUGUUGAUUGUCGGUGUUCUUAAAUACACAUUUUCCCUUCUGUUUUGCCAUUUUUCUCUGAUGUGUUCACAUAUUGUGUGGCCCUAUCUUUUAGUGCAACUGUAGACUGUAGACAAAGGAAUUACCGUAGGGUUAAUGAUAGACAUUCAUUAUUUUACAAUGUUAGAAAUGAAUGGUUAAUUCUCAUACCGAACAAGAUUGUUACAACACUGCCAUUGUUGCAUUCCACAUAUUUUUGGUAUUGAAAACUGAUUCAGUAGUUUUCUUUGUCUUUAGCAUCAUAAUGUGAACCGUUUCAUUUAGCAUAAGGGCAAAAGGUUGCAUUCAGUCUCGAAAAUGAGCGUUUUGUCAUCCACACUGAAUUUAUCCCAAGUAUCUGGUUGUGAAUAAUGUGGAUCACAUAAACUUUAAUUGCUGUGAAACAAGUGGCUUUAUCGGAGUACAUUUAAAAUGUUUUUGACCUAAAUCCUUUACUCACGUAAAUCGAGAUUAGCAGGCUAACUCAUAGUGAAAAUAAAUAUCUCGUAGUACAGCUUUCUGCAGUGUCACACGCUCUUAUUUUACAAGUAGGAAACUCAGUAUUUACAAUGUGUGACCCUGAAGCACAAAACCAGUCACAAGGUUAAAUAUUUUGAGAUUUGCACAUAAUCUGAAAGCUGAAUAAAUAGUAUUUCCGUGAAUGUAUGGUUUGUUAGGACAAGACAAUAUUUGGCUGAGAUACAACUAUUUGAAAAUCUGGAAUCUGAGGGUGCAAAAAACUCAAAAUAUUGAGAAAAUCGCCUUUAAAGUUGUCCUAAUGAAGUUCUAAGCAAUGCAUAUUACUGAUGAUUUUUACUUAAUAUCCUAAUGUUUUGUGGCAUAAAAGAAAAAUCUAUAAUUUUGACCCAUACAGUGUAUUGUUGGCUAUUGCUACAAAUAUAUCCGUGCUACUUAUGACUGUUUUUGUGGUCCAGGUCACAUAUGUAGGUGGUCACACUAGAUUUUGAGUUUUUUUAAGCUUGGUGAACUCUGGUCUGCAAAUCUGUAUGGUGAUGUUUGGCCAUUAGAGGAUCUAAAUGUCACAGACUGACCUGCUGCUGGUGGCACAGAAACUGCACACUUAAACUUUAAGGCUAACAGAAUAGGUCAACCAAAAAUAAAAAUUUGCUGAAAAUCUAUUCACCCUCAGGCCAAGAUGUACAGUAGCACAUGAGUUUGUUUUUGUUUCUUCAACACAACAGAUUUGGAGAAAUUCACCAUUACAUUACUUGCUCACCAAUGGAUCCUCUGCAGUGAAUGGGUGCCGUCAGAAUAAGAGUCCAAACAGCUGAUAAAAACAUUACAGUAAUCCACAAGUAAUCCACACAACUGCAGUCCAUCAGUUAACAUAGUGUGAAAUGAAAAGCUAAGCAUCUGUAAGAAACAAAUAUUGCUUUCUCCAGUAUUGAGGAGAGAAAUAUGCUCAAGCACUAUUUAUAAGUGUUUAUAAGAUUUUGAAAUGACAGGACAACACAGGACUUUUUCACUAAAGAAAGCAUUAUUAUAGAACCAUCUCUUUCGCUUUUAGCCAGAAGUGAAGGUUUACCGUUAAAAUGGUUUAAUGAUGGAUUAGUUUUGCUUUUCACUUCACAAGAUGUUAAUUGAUUAACUAGAGUCUUAUAGCUUACUUGUGGAUUAUUGUGAUGUUUUGAUCAGCUUUUUGGUCUCUCCAUCUGACGGCACCCAUUCACUGCAAAGGAUCCAUUGGUGAGCAACUGAUGAAGAAAAACUUAUCUACUCAUCCUAAAUUUAUGGAUAUUACUUUCUACCCUAAUGCAAUGUGUAUUUCAAAAUACAGGUAAAACACCUGUGAAAAAAAAAUCAAUAUAGACCACAUCGAGCUGUAUUUCAACAGAUUUUUCUUCGAGAGAUGGCAACCUUUCACAAUCUUAAAACUAAAGGUGCUUCACGAUGCCAUAGAAGAACCUUGUUUGUCUAAAUGGUUCCAUAAAGAACCUUAAAUAAGUACUGAAAGAAGGUUCUUCAAAUUAUAAAAAAGUAAGAGAUGGUUCUUUAAAGAACCUUUGACUAAAUGGUUCUUUGAGGAACCAAAAAAGGUUCUUCUGUGCCAUCGCUGUUAAGAACCUUAUAAAGCACCCUUAUUUUUAAAAGUGCAGGACAGCUAUUUAAAUGAUAUCUGUCAGCUAGUGACAUUUUAUGUGCGGUAUGUCUUUUACUGCACAUUUAAAUGUUUUAAAGCACAACGGAAAUUAAUGAUCUGCCCCUGGUGAAGUCAUCGGUACAAAAAUUGGAGCACUGCAGCAGUAAGUUAAAUAAUACUAUUUAAAUUAACAAUUUAAAAUGUUAAAAAAUCCAUAAAGUGCAGGAAAAUUCUGAUAAUAUUUUUUCAAAUUUAUUCCAAACAGAAGCCCUAAGGCAUUUCAUCAUAUCCUUUUGCCCAUAUUCAUUGCAGGCCUGCAAUAAUUCCUCAAAUCUAGUGUGACCACCCUAGCCACAGAUUAAUAAAACAUUUUAAGAUCUGCACAUAAUAGAGUUUGAAUCCAAAUCAUGUUGUAUGUAAAUCUGGGGUUGAUUAUUUAUGAUGAGAAAUAAAAAUCUCUGUCAAAAUCUAGUGAUAUAGCAAUAUCCAUAUUGUGUCAAAAUUUGGCCCUGCUCUAAAAGAAAAACACUGCUGCAAAAUAAUAGAAGCCCUGCCUUCAGUUUAACUGCUUGUCUUCUUCAUACCACUGAAUACUGUCUUUGUGCGUCACUGCCAAACAGCCUGCGACAAACCAGUACUUAAGACUGACAUAAUGGCCGCUGGUCUGUCAGUCACUGAGUCCACUCAACAUCUAUUAAACCUGAGUGUCUCACUGCAGGUCAGCUCAUGACUCAGAGCGCACUACAGGAUCACUCACCGGGGGGCACGCUUCUUGGAAUUAAAUCACAUAGUGAAUACCUUUUCCUUUGAAAUCUCUGAACACCGCAGAAAUGGAUUAGCACAGAUAAUGUCAAGAUUCGACGUGUAGCUAAAAAGACCUGCACAGCUGGAUUCCAGGGCUUUAGUCUGUCUGCAUAAUCUAAUGUAUGAAAUAUCCAUGUGGGAAAUAAUCUAGGUUAACUAUUGGGAGAGAAUUCACUAUAAAUUAAUUGCGCUCACUGAUUAGUUUAUUAGCACUGUUUUAGCACCAAAGGUAAAGACAAUAUAAAAUACAGCAGACUCAUUUGAUGAAUUACUGCUCCCAUGAUUAAUAUAAAAUGUACAGUGUUAAAUGCAAAUAUUGCAGGAUUUGUGAUUAUGAAGCAAGUAUGAUAAACCUGGAUAAACUACAUGAUUGGAUAUCAGAUUUUGAUUUGCGCGAGAGAAAUUAUUUUUGGUGAACUCUGACCUUUAAAUUUGCUUACCAAAAAAAAUUCUGAUCAAUCCACCUUAUUCUUAUGCUCCAUGAUCCUUUGCAUGAAUUAUGGGUAUAACUUCCCUUAAGCUGUACACAAUAAGUAAAAGGCUUGCUCUAUGAAUGCAAUAAUACGUUUAUUUUUAUAACGGAUACAAUGAGAUGACUUUAUUCUAUUCACUCUUAAACCACCGAAGAUUAAAAUGACAUUUAAAAGUGUAAAAGCAUAAACAAGGUACUUUUAACAGACUAUAUGAAUAACCCCCAAAGCACAAUUGUUUCCAUAGCAAUAACGGACAGGUGGAAUAUAACUGUGGUAAUAUAUAUCUGUAUUAUGUAGUAACAUAUAUUGUCUUAAUUAAAAAUGUUCAUUAAUUUAAGCAUUGCGUGAUAAUAUUUCAAAGUGAUUUCCAUCAUUCUGACAGAUAAUAAAUAGUAUUUACCUGUGAGAGAGAUGUGAGGAUUUGAGGAGAAAUAUGAGAGAUUUGUUGUGCAUUCCAGGGAAUUAUUAAUGAAAUAUUUCAUAAAUUAAUUCGGGAGAUUGUCCUUUUUCAUACUAUUACAGUGAAAUGCAAAGAGAAAAAAGAUGUAGAAAUCAUGUGGAAGAGAAUGCAGCGACUGAAAAAAAAGCUCUUGCCAUAGAUUUUCAUGUUAUAACGUCACGUUAAAAUACCAAGCAUUACGUUAUAUCAUGAUGUCUAAAAAAUAAAACAUGAAAGAAAAUGUAAGGUACAGAUAUGUAAGCUUUAUUUGUAGGGCAAUCUUAUGAUUUGAAAUUAUUCCUUUCAGUCUUUUUGAAUGGAAGUUCCCCAAAACGGAAGUGUCACCCAUUAUUCAAAAUGCAGUUGGCUCAUCAGGAAAAAGGUGGAUAGAAAAUAUAUAGUGCAUCAUAUCAUGUUGCUGAUAUGAAUUACGGUGUCCUGUAGCAUUCACAUAAUCAAAUCUAGUGUAAAUACGUCUUAAUAUACAUAGUAAAACAGGCUUGCUUGCACGGAAAAUAUAAUAAUUUAAAGCUAAUAUCUAUUUACACUAAGUGAAAAUAGUCAAUCGUGUUGGCUAAAGCUAAUUUCACUAAAGGCAUUGUCACAUUUACUGUUGUUCGGUGAAUUUCUCCAUUUUAAAUCAAGCUUGGCCUUCUGAAGCAAACUGAUGUGUUUUUGUAAGAAAAAUAUCCAGAUUUAAAACUUUUUAUUACUUUUAAUAGAAUAUGCUAGUCUUGCUAGAAUCAAGUUUUGUUUACAGCAAAGGAAGACCAGUCUUGACUUGGCUUAUAUUGUAUUUCUUUGAUAUUUUUCUUUAAAAAUCCUUUUAAUCUAUGGCCGGUGUUUUGUUUCGCUCUCUAAUCUGCAGUUCUGUGUUUGCCACUUCUCACCAGAGCUUAUGCUACGCCUACAUCCUACACCAUCCGCUGAAAUGCUACUCUCUCAUGAACCCACGUACAACAGUUAACAGAAGCUAGAGAUUACGGUUAAUAAAAUUUUAAAUAUGGAUAGUUUUUCUUACACACCUGCAUUAAUUUGCUUCAGAAAGCUUUUAUUAACCCCCCGGAGCCAUGUGGAGCAUUUUUUAUAAUGGAUGUAUGCACUUUAUUGGGUUUCAAAAUCUCAGCACCCAUUUACUUCCAUUAUAAAGCUUGGAAGAGCCAGGACAUUUUUUAAUAUAACUCCGAUUGUAUUCGUCUGAAAGAAGAAAGUCAUAUACACCUAGAAUGGCUUGAGGGAGACUAAAUCAUGGGGUAAUUUUCAUUUUUGGGUGAACUAUACCUUUAAAUAUUUGCUCAGACAUUUACAAAUAGCAAUGUCUAUUUGCACUUACCGUAAAAAAGAUGAUUUUUGUUGCUAUUUACACUGACGAUAUGUACUACACUGUCAAAAACUAUUUGUUGAGUAAACUUAAAAUAAUUUGUUACCUGGCUGCCUUAAAAUUUAAGUUAAGUCAACUCAAAAAAGUUUAGUCAAUUUGAAAUGUUAAGUUGUACUAAGUGACAACUUAGAUAUCUGAGUUGAUUCAACUUACAAUUUUAAGUCAGCUGAGUAACAAGCUCAGCUUUUCAGUUUAACAAACCAAAUUUUUUGUUUAGUCAACUCAAAUAUCACUUAGUACAACUUAACAUUAUAAGUUGACUAAACUUAUUUGAGUUGACUGAACCUAAAAUUUUAAGGCAGCAGGGUAACAAAUUAUUUUAAGUUGACUCUUUGUUUUUUUUUACAGUGUAGUUACCAAAUUUAACCUAACACACAUACAGCACUAUAACAACGUAAGCAGUACCUGGUUUAACUAGAUUAUGAUUGAUUAGUGGAUAAAACUUUUUGUGCUAAAAUACCUCAAGAAAAAUGUGACGCAACUGUUUAGUGAAUUCGUCUCUCAAUGUGUUAAAUGUAUGAAACCCCAUGUUAUGUUGAGCCUACAUAGGGGGUAGUCACAUUACUGAUUGCUGUUUCCACCUCUCAUUGUGCCUUGCUGAUCAUUAACAGACUCAUUUUUAUGUUUUUAUUCAUUUGUUUCCAUUUAUCAGUUUUAUAGCGGAUUGGAGUUGGAAUGAAUGCACAGAAAGAACAUACAGAGGUUUUUAUCAUUUGACAUCAGCACAAAGUCUUAUUAGUUAGAGACGUGAUGAACUAGUACAUAACGGAUGCCGUCUUGAACAGUCAGCUGUACAUUAUAUCACAAAAGGGCUGAA
This is a messenger RNA of Labeo rohita (rohu), 8316 nucleotides long. RefSeq names its product shisa family member 9b (gene shisa9b). NCBI's taxonomy places the organism in Eukaryota, Metazoa, Chordata, Actinopteri, Cypriniformes, Cyprinidae. The record is from RefSeq and is a predicted model, not a curated record. Bases 224 to 1549 code for a protein of 441 amino acids. Gene Ontology annotation, cellular component: postsynaptic membrane; postsynaptic density; dendritic spine membrane. Gene Ontology annotation, biological process: regulation of short-term neuronal synaptic plasticity; regulation of AMPA receptor activity. The transcript is spliced from 4 exons.